AUGAAAUAUACUGCCUCUGCGUGGGGUGCGAUGAGAGUUUCUCGAGAGUUGAUGGCGGUGGCGGUGUGGAUGGGGCUUGCGAGCGUGCUGGCGGGGCUGGUGGCGUGGAGGGUGCAGAAGGGGUUCGACGACAACCGCAAGGCGGCGCUCGACACCUGGUGCGCCGGUCGCGCGCGCUCGCUGCAGCAGCAGUUCAUGCAGACCGCCGACCACGUGCAGGCACUGGCAGGGCUCUUGACAGUGUUUGGCGGGGUGCGGGAGAACCCGUGGGGCGUGGCGGAGUGCAUGAGUCAGGAGCGGUACGUGCAGUUUGCACACAAGACUGUGGCCGCGCGGCCGUGGCUGUAUGGUGUCAUCUACCUCGUCCUCCUCAACCACACAGACAGGGCGGCGUACGAGCGGCAGAUGCGGUGCAGAGUGGUGGAUGUGAUGGAGCAAGCGCGCCCCCCAGAGGACUGGUACAUGCCCAUGCGCUACUGGGUCAACGACGCCCCCACGGUGCUCGCCACCACGCCCUGCAAGGACGCGCGCGCCCACCCGUCGUUCGGCCCACAGCUGCGCGAGAUGGUGGAGAGGGCGGACUGGUGGCUCACCACGCCCUUCGUGCUCGAUAAUGGCAACACUGGCAUCGGCAUGGGGUUCCCGCUGUUCCGAGGGGGCGUGUCGACGGCGUCGCCACAGGCGGAGCGGCAGCGCGCCAUGGUGGGAGCCAUGGGGGCGGCGCUGGACCUCAAGCGCCUCGCCAGCGCCAUCAUCCUCGACGUGCUGCAGGACGUGAACUACACUCUUGAGAUCUACGAUGUCACCGACACCUUGUCAUCGCCCGCGUCAGGCCCGCGCCUGCUGUACGGGGUGGGGGAGUUGCCGCAAGGCGACCCCAAGCAGGUGUCCAAGGUCAUUCCGCCCUCCACUGAGGCAAUGCUGCAGCCACACCGACACAAGGCCGUGCACCCAAUCAACCUCACCGACCCCUCUCGCACCUUCCAAGCCUGGUGCCACUUUGCAGGGGCGGACGAAGCACACAGCUGGGUGGCAAUCGUGCUGGGCACAGUCAUAGUGGUGGUGGCGGCGCUGCUGGCAGGCAUUGCAGUGACCGUGAUGCACAACACGCGGAGGGCGAGGAGGAAGACGGCGGUGGUGGGGGGCCUGAAGGAGAGCACGCAGUGCAAGGAGCACAACAAGAGCGCCUUCAUCGCCAGCACCUCGCACGAGCUGCGCACACCGAUCAUCGGGCUGAAAGGCAUGGUGGAGCAGCUGGUGGAGGGACAGAUGGAGGCGGAGAUGAGGGAGGACAUGCGGACGGCAGUGGAGGAGGCAGAGAGGGUGCUGCUGCUGGUGAACACGGUGCUAGACAUAUCCAAGGUGGAGGCGGGGCGCAUGCAGCUGGAGCGACUGCCGUUUGACACCCGGCACUGGCUGCUGGGCGCUCUGCAGAAGCACGGCGCCAGAGCUGCUCAAGCCGGGCUGCACUUCACAUGGCAUGUGGAUUCGAGCGUGCCGGGUGUGCUGGAGCGGGACUACAUGCGCCUGCAGCAAGUGAUGGACAGCAUCGUUGCCACCGUCUCGCCCCCAGUUCUGUUCUGUCCUCUCGUCCCUCUGCCUGCUGCUGCUCCCCCAGACAACGCCAUCAAGUUCACGGCCAGGGGGGGCGUGUGUGGGCGGCUUGCGUGGGCAGCAGCAGUGAGGCAAUGCUGUGAGCGCACGGAGGAGUGGGUGGGGCAGCAAGAGGGUGCAGUGGCGCAGCGGUGGUGCUGGCAUGGCAAUCCGGGGGGAGAGAGGCAUGGCAGGGAGGGCAGGGACGGCGCAGGUGCGGAUGCCAUGGCUGCUGCUGAGGCUGGGUGCGGGGCAGGCAGGGCGGCAGUGGUGCGCGUUGGGGAGGGCGGUGGUGUGGAGGGCAGUGGGGUGGGCGCAUGGGUGGGUGCUGUGAGGCGGUGGUGCGGCCGUUGUGCCGUGUGGAGCUGCAAGGGGGCUGAGCCUGAGAGGCAUCAAGGGCGGUGUGUGGUGCUGCUGACGUGUGAGGACACGGGGUGUGGCAUUGCACAGGAGGAGCAGCGCGACGUGUUUCACGCAUUCAUGCAGGCGCAUCACAAAAGGCAUUUGCACGGGGGUAGUGGCUUGAGCCUUCACAUAUCGAAACAACUGCAGAUUGUACCUCCCAUUUCUCAACCUCCCAUCUCUCAACCUCCCAUUUCUCAACCUCCCAUUUCUCAACCUCCCCUUUCUCAACCUCCCAUCUCUCAACCUCCCAUUUCUCAACCUCCCAUUUCUCAACCUCCCAUUUCUCAACCUCCCAUUUCUCAACCUCCCAUUUCUCAACCUCCCAUUUCUCAACCUCCCAUCUCUCAACCUCCCAUUUCUCAACCUCCCAUUUCUCAACCUCCCAUUUCUCAACCUCCCAUCUCUCAACCUCCCAUUUCUCAACCUCCCAUUUCUCAACCUCCCAUUUCUCAACCUCCCAUCUCUCAACCUCCCAUUUCUCAACCUCCCAUUUCUCAACCUCCCAUCUCUCAACCUCCCAUUUCUCAACCUCCCAUUUCUCAACCUCCCAUUUCUCAACCUCCAUCUCUCAACCUCCCAUUUCUCAACCUCCCAUUUCUCAACCUCCCAUUUCUCAACCUCCCAUUUCUCAACCUCCCAUUUCUCAACCUCCCAUUUCUCAACCUCCCAUUUCUCAACCUCCCAUUUCUCAACCUCCCAUUUCUCAACCUCCCAUUUCUCAACCUCCCAUCUCUCAACCUCCCAUUUCUCAACCUCCCAUUUCUCAACCUCCCAUUUCUCAACCUCCCAUCUCUCAACCUCCCAUUUCUCAACCUCCCAUUUCUCAACCUCCCAUUUCUCAACCUCUCAUCUCUCAACCUCCCAUUUCUCAACCUCCCAUUUCUCAACCUCCCAUCUCUCAACCUCCCAUUUCUCAACCUCCCAUUUCUCAACCUCCCAUUUCUCAACCUCCCAUCUCUCAACCUCCCAUUUCUCAACCUCCCAUUUCUCAACCUCCCAUUUCUCAACCUCCCGUUUCUCAACCUCCCAUCUCUCAACCUCCCAUUUCUCAACCUCUCAUUUCUCAACCUCCCAUUUCUCAACCUCCCAUCUCUCAACCUCCCAUUUCUCAACCUCCCAUUUCUCAACCUCCCAUUGCUCAACCUCCCAUUUCUCAACCUCCCACCUCUCAACCUCCCAUUUCUCAACCUCCCAUUUCUCAACCUCCCAUUGCUCAACCUCCCAUUUCUCAACCUCCCAUUUCUCAACCGCCUGCCUGUCAACCGCCUGUCUCCCAUGCCACGGCGUGCAGGUGUCACUGAUGGGCGGCACGCUGCUGCCGCUGCUGCUGCUCCUGCCCGUGCUGCCAGCCUGAGCGCAGGAGCUCUUACUGGUACCACUGCUGGUCCCGUCAUAACCAGCAGCACCAGGAGGGUGGUGGACGGGCGCGGGCAGGUGGCAGUAGAGGGGAGCAGUGAAGGGGCGGAGCAUACAGAGAGUGGGAGGGAGGUGCGGCGCGCAGGUGGGGAGGGUGGUGAACUCACAAGGCACACACAGGCGAUAGCAGCGCAGGGAAGGGGGGAGGUGCAGGGGGGUGAGGUGGGAGCGACGUGGGUGAGCGGCACGACGCAGAGUGCCAAGGAGGCACUUAAGGAGCUGCUACAGGGCAUGGCAAUCCUGGUGGUGGACGACAAUCUAAUCAACCGGCGGGUGGCUGCGAGCACACUCACACGGUACGGCGCGGAGGUGGCGCUGGCGGAGUCGGGCGAGGCGGCGCUGCGCCUGCUGCAGGCGCGCCACUCCUUCUGCCUCGUGCUCAUGGACCUCCACAUGCCGGGCCUGGACGGGUACGAGACGGUCACUCGGCUGCGUCGUCUGGAGCGGGAGUCGUGGGGCGGGGAGGCAGGGGGUGAGCGGUGUGUGAGGGUGGUGGCCAUGUCAGCAGACGUGGACAGCACUGUUGCAGCACGAGCUGCUCUGGUGGGCAUGGAUGGGGCCGUGCAGAAACCACUCAAUGAGAACCAACUCUUGGCUGUCAUGAGAACACUUCAAAUGUAA
Molecule: messenger RNA, 4035 nt
Organism: Closterium sp. Naga37s-1
Lineage: Eukaryota; Viridiplantae; Streptophyta; Zygnematophyceae; Desmidiales; Closteriaceae
Source: the annotation of a GenBank genome assembly